Messenger RNA from Harmonia axyridis, 3486 nucleotides. RefSeq lists its product as uncharacterized. The coding region runs from base 1 to 3486 and encodes 1161 amino acids. The transcript is spliced from 2 exons. The record is from RefSeq and is a predicted model, not a curated record. NCBI's taxonomy places the organism in Eukaryota, Metazoa, Arthropoda, Insecta, Coleoptera, Coccinellidae.
AUGUCGAAUGCCGAAGAAUCAGUGGCAGCCGAUGGAUUAAGAGCUCUCGUUGCGAGACGUGGUAAGAUAAAAGGGCAAAUUACAAGAUUCACUUCAUUUCUAAGUAGAGCAAAUUCCGCAGUACCUGAAUUACAGGAUAGAUUAGAGAAAAUUGAAUGCGUUUGGACGGAAUUUGACGACGUCCAAACUAAGAUCGAGUUCAUUGACGAUUCUGAAAAACAAGAAGAACAUAGGGCUGAAUUUGAGGAUACGUAUUUCGAAGUCGUAUCUCGCGCUAAGGGCAUUUUAGCUGAUGCAGCGACCUUGCACAAUUCUCGAAUGCAGUGUAGUUCGGGCAAUUCUGCUUUCAACGCUGUACACUCUUCAGGUGUACAGCUACCCUCCAUUAACUUACCAAAAUUUGAUGGAAGGUACGACAAAUGGAUGGCCUUCAAGGAUGCUUUUGACGCUUUAAUUGAUAAAAAUAAAACUUUAGCAAACGUACAAAAGUUCUUUUAUCUUAAAUUAUCGGUCACAGGAGUUGCCUCAGAGGUGAUAGCAGAUUUAGAGGCCACGGAUAGUAAUUAUAAUGUUGCAUGGAAACUUUUACAAGACAGGUUUGAGAACAGAAAGUUGAUUUGUCAUACUCAUGUUAGAGCAAUUUUUGAAUUACCAACCAUUUCAAAGGAAGCAUCUUCCAAUUUACAAAGAUUGGUAGAUGACUUUCAGAAGAAUAUCAGAGCAUUGAAUAACUUAGGUGAACCUACUGAUCAGUGGAGUACUUUAUUGGUAUAUCUUGUAUCAUCUAAAUUAGAUAUAAACACGCAAAAAGAAUGGAAUAGAGAAUCAUCCAAACUUACUCAGCCAACAAUUAAAGAACUCAUGCAAUUUCUUACGGAAAGGUGUCAUUUUCUAGAAUCAAUUGAGUCAAAUAGAAAAACUUCGGUCAGGCCACAAGAAAAAACAUUAGCGCAUUUUUCCCAAAACCUUUCAUGCUUUCUUUGCAAGGGUGCACAUUAUUUAUACACUUGUAAAAAAUUCCUUGAUUUGUCAGAAAAAUCUCGCUACAAUGAAGCCGCAAAAUUAGGAUUAUGCAUUAAUUGCCUAAGAAAGGGUCAUAAAUUGUCAGAUUGCAAGUCAAGCGGUUGUAGAAAGUGCAAUAAAAAACACAAUUCGCUACUUCAUUUCGAGAAAACCGAAAAUUCAAACACUUAUGUUGCUAAUGGCACCACUGAACAAGCUAGCUUGAACAUGUUAUCAUCCGUGGCACCUUCGUCACGAUUACAGGGUGCAACAACCGAAUCAGUCUCAAUUGCGAUGCAUUCGGAAUCGAGACAAGUGGGAAAAGAACCAUACGUUCUUUUGUCUACAGCGAUUGUCAAUGUUAUUGGCAAUAGCGGAAACUUUGAAAACGCUAGAGUCAUUUUAGAUGCAGGCUCACAGAGCAACUUUAUGACGAGAGAACUAUGCUCGAGAUUGAAUUUACCUGUAAGGAAAGUUGAUAUAAAGGUCAUUGGUUUAAAUAGUGCUACAUCUAAUGCAUGCCUGAGAACAACAGCCACAAUAAAAUCUUCAACAAGUAAUUUUUCAGUAAAAUUAUCAUUUUUAGUAGUUAACAAAAUCACGGAAUGUAUUCCCACGGUCUCAUUUGAUGCCAGUAAAUUAGAAAUUCCUGAAUCGGUAACAUUAGCCGAUCCUACCUUCAAUGUUUCAAAUCAGAUAGACGUAUUAAUUGGUGCGGAAAUAUAUCAUGAUUUAUUAGAAAUAGGAAGAAUAAAGUUGGGUACUGACGUGGAAAUUCCAUCAGUUCGUAAGGAAUCUGAAUGUGAACGCAUAUUCAGGGAAACUUUAAACACAAACGAAUCAGGCCGAUAUGUAGUUCAGCUUCCUAUGGUAAAUUCAGGUCUGAGGUUGGGCAAUUCAUUGGACACGGCGAUUUCCCGAUUUUAUGCGUUGGAAAGAGAAUUGAACAGAGACCCAGAAUUGCAUAGGAGAUAUCACGAUUUCAUGACAGAGUACCAAUCGUUGGGACAUAUGUCUGAGUUGACUGAAUCACAAAUUGGGGAUCAAAUUGAACAGAUGAUAUUUUAUAUGCCACAUCAUGGUGUCCUAAAGGAGGACAGUAUUACGACGAAAUUGAGGGUUGUUUUCGAUGCCAGCGCGAAAAGUGGUAAUGGAGUAUCUCUGAACAACGUGUUAUUAGCAGGUCCAUGUAUACAGGAAGAUAUAUUCAGCAUUCUUCUCAGAUUCAGAAAACAUAAUUUUGUCAUGAUCGCUGAUAUCGAGAAAAUGUAUCGGAUGAUCGAGGUCUGUGAAUCGCAAAAGGACCUUCAGCGUAUAGUUUGGCGAUUUAAUUCCAGCCAACCGAUUUCCCAUUACCGUCUCAAUACACUAACGUAUGGCACAAGUCCUGCUAGUUUCAUUGCUACCAGAUGCCUACAUGAAUGCGCUUUCGAAAAACGCGAAUCUUUUCCGGAGUCCGCAGAGGUUGUCCUCUCAGACUUCUAUGUCGAUGAUUUGAUCACCGGAGCCAAUACAGUCCACGAAUCAAUCACAUUGAAACACGAAAUUUCAAGCAUGUUGAGUGCACAUGGGUUCAAUUUGAGAAAAUGGGCUAGUAACGACAUGUCCAUACUUGAAAGCGAUCGUGAGGAAAAUCAAGGAUCUGAACAUUUUAUUGCGAAGGAUGCCAGCCAUAAAACCUUAGGCGUUCAAUGGCAGUCUGAUUCAGAUACCUUGCAUUAUAAGAUCAAUUUAAAAUGUAACAAGAACGUCAAUAAACGAACAAUUUUAUCCACCAUAGCUCAAAUUUUUGAUCCUAUGGGGUUAGUUGGACCAGUAUCAAUAAAGGCGAAAAUAAUUUUACAGGAGUUGUGGCAUUCAAAUAUUGGAUGGGAUGAUCCUGUACCACCAAUCUUAGAAUCGAAGUUUAAAUCUUUCAGGGAUCAUCUAGCGGACUUGGGUCAGUGUUACGUUCCUAGACAAGCUGUUCUUCGCAAUUGCAUAUCAAUAAGCAUGCAUUCAUUCUGUGACGCAUCUCAGAAAGCCUAUGGGGCGUGCAUUUAUUUGUUGUCAGAGGACGAGUUGGGAAAUCGGGGGUGCAGAUUACUUUGCGCAAAAUCGAGAGUCGCGCCGCUCAAGGUUUUAACUUUACCUCGUUUGGAGCUCAGUGGAGCCCUUUUGCUCGCGCGACUAGUUAGUAAGGCAGUAGAUGCCUUGAAAAUUGAAUUGAACUCCAAAUUCUAUUGGACUGAUUCCAGCAUAGUAUUACACUGGAUUCGAUCAGAGUCUACCAAUUGGCAGACUUUUGUUGCUAAUCGCGUCGCGGAAAUCCAACAACUUACUGAUCGUGAAGGUUGGAGACACGUAAAAGGUGAGGAUAAUCCUGCAGAUGUGAUUUCCAGGGGUUUGGAUCCAGAUAAUUUGAAAACUUGCGACCUGUGGUGGUCUGGACCAACUUGGCUAGUUGAAGAUCAAUAUUAUUGGCCUAAAUUGAUUAUUACCUGA